AUGGAAUGUGGUACAUAUCAAACUCCGCAAUCAUCCGUUUCAUGUAAUAAUAAUAUAGAGAUGCCAUUUCAUGAAUCAAAUGGAUUUUUUACUGAUAAUUUACCUGAAAAUGAUAAAGUUAAUACAUCAGAAAUGAUAUCAUACAAACAUUCCACUCAUGAAAUGAAUAUUUAUUCAAAUUUCCAAUAUAAUAUUCCAUGUGAAAGUGAGGAAUCUAUUAAUGGGAUAAAACAUUCAGUGCAACCAAGAUUUUCGCAUUUAACUAAUGAGACCUGCAAUUUAGAACAAAUGGGAAACCAACAAAAACAUUUUUCUAACGAAUUUGUUAAUAAUUAUAAUCAACUCCAAGGAGCACAAAAUUAUUAUAUCCCUAGAAACGAGGAACUGUCAAUUAACAACAAACUUGUUACAAAUAAUUGUGACUUUUUUGAAACUAACAAACAUAAUUAUUGUUAUUUUUCACCUCAAGAAUCAAAUUUAUCUGAAAAUAAUUUAAAUUCAAAUCAUUCAACAAAUAAUUGCCCUGGUUCAUUUCUAUCAUCGGAAAGAAAUAUUAUUAACAGAGAAAUUGAAAGUGCAAAUUAUAAUCAGUUUCCCUCAAUAUUAAAUAAUAUACCAUAUAAUAUAGAGAAAAAAAAUUCUUUUGACAUUUUUUCUGUUUCUAAAAUACCUGUAUCAGAAGAAGGAUAUUUUAAUUCUAACAAUUCAAGUGGCUGUACUUUUUAUAAUACAGCUAUGACUACUAGUGGUAAUAAUAAUUUUAAUGAAGAUUUAAUGCAAAAUAAUAACCACGUGAAUAAUCAUACUUUUAACCCAUAUGAUGAAAUAUCAAGGAAAUAUUCAUUUAAUAAUUUUGAUAAUCCAAAUACAACAAACAAUAAUUCUACUGAAGAAUAUAUAUCUAAUAAUAAUAAUAAUAAUAAUACAUUUUCUUUUUCACAUCAACAACAACCACAACCACAACAUCACCAUCACCAACAACAACCACCUAACUUAAGAAAAGGUUCUGUAUAUGAUGGGAUGUUGUACAGAAAUCAUAAUUGUCAUGGAAACUCAGUUAAUUCAAAUAUAAGUAAUGAUGAAAAAUUUAAUAAUGAAAGUAAUAAUUCUUAUAAUAGAUUUAUACAUGAUGUUACAAAAUAUGAUAAUAUUGAUAAAGAUAAUUAUAAAAAUAUAUGUGAAAAAUAUAGCGAUGUUAAACAACAACGACGAAUGAGUUUACAACAUAACUUAUUUUAUGGAAGAAAAGAUAGUUAUGGAAAUACUUUUAAAAAUUAUGGUGAAGAAAAACUUCCCUAUAGUCAAUAUCGUUUUGGUCUCGAUCAAAACACACAUCAUAAAUCAAGUGAGCCAUAUUAUACGCCUCCAAUGGAAGUAGGAAGAGGAGAAACAAGUUAUAAUUUGUAUAAUUCGAUAAAAGAAAAAGUAAAAAAACUUUCAAUAAAGGAAACAAUAGUUAGUCCAUUAAAUAAUGGAGAAAUGCUUGGCGUAGAUUUUGAGCACCAUCAGAUGGAAGAGAUAAAAGAGGAAGACGAAGAUAUAUGUAUUACGCCUACUUUUAAUCAAAGUCCUUCAGUGUCAUCCAAUGAAAUUAGUAAAACUAUGAAACCUGUUAGUAAUGAUAACGAUUGUCAAAAUACAUUCUUCUUUAGCAACAUUAAUAAUCAAUCAAAUAAUAAUUAUUUAGAUACUAAUUCUAUUCUACCACAAAAACGUGUUAUGAUUCAAAAAAGAGUACCAUUUCGUCCACGAAUAUCUAUAAUGAAAGUAUCUAAAAGAAAAUGUGGUUGGGCCUGUGAAGGAAACAAUAAAAAUACAUUUAAUGUUGAAGAAUUUCGUCGUCAAUUAUUAAAAGCAUAUGAAGAAAUGAAGUCAACUAAUAAUUUUAAAGCAUUAAGAAAUAAUUCACCAGAUAUUCAAUCUAAUAGUAAUAAUACAUUUGAUAAUAAUACAAUAACACAUGAUAAUAAUGUUGAUUAUGAAUCAUUUAAUUCAUUUGUCUUAGAUAAACCAUACAUGAAUAUAGGUAUUGAACAUCAAGCUAAAAUAAAACCAUGGACUGGUAAGAAAAUUAAGAAAGGUGAAGAAAAAGAAGAAUCAGCAAUUUUAUUGUUUGAUCCUAAAGUUAUUUCACAUUUAACACAAGAAACUGUUGCUGCAUAUGAAGCAUUAGCUUGUUCUGAACUUAUGCCAAAAGGUGGACGAAAUAUUGAAUUAGCUUUACAUAUUUUAUAUGAAAAUAAAGGUAAUAUUCAAGCUGCUGUAAUGGAUUUAAUGAGAAUUGAUCAAUUAGAAUGGGAUAUGUAUCCUAUUGUCAAUGGAACUAAAUAUUUACUUACAGAUCAUUGGUCAAAAAUGGAAAUGAAUGCUUUUUGUGAAGCUAUAUUUAAAACUGAAAAAAAUUUUAAUAAAAUGUCAAAAGAAAUUGGAACAAAAUCAAUAAAACAAUGUGUUGAAUUUUAUUAUUUUUGGAAAUCAGCUUGUCCUGAAGAUUAUAGAAAACUAAAAAAUUUACUAAGAAAAAAACAAUUGUUAAGAAAAGCUUUGUGUAAAUUACCAAUUGAAGUUUAUAUAAAAAUUAAAGAAAAAAUUGACAAUGCCACUGAAGAGGAUGAAUUACCAGAGAUAGAAGUUGAUGAUGAAGAUGAAGAAAUGCCAGAAUUAAUGGCAUCUAUUACUAAAAAUGAUAGUAUUCGUAUAGAACCCCGUAAACAAUUAGAAACAUCAGCUAAAGUUGAAGUCUUUAGACCAAUGGAAACAAUAUCAUCAACUACACCACUUGACAUAAAUUUAUCAUCUGACAACAAUACAAUAAAUUGUGAAAAAAAUAAAUUUUGCAUUGGUGAAUCAAUACAAGAACCAUCUACUAGUUAUUCAUGGAUGCAUAGUGACAAUGCAGUUAUAGAUAAUUGUGAUAAUCCAACAAAAAAUCAAGAAAACAAAAAUACUAUUGUUGUCCAUCCUCCAUCAACACAAUAUCAUGCAUCACCAGUAACACCUAAAAAAGGAGCACAACCUCAAGCUGAUGGAUUUUUUCAUUGUCGUUUAUGUGAUAAACGCUUUGAAAAAGUUAAAUCACUUAAUGCUCAUAUGAAAUCUCAUGCUAUGAAAGCAAGAGCUGAAGCAGAAGCAAAAAAUCAACAAUCAUCACAACAAGCAAAACAACAACAUAUUUUGAUGAAUGAUCAAAAUAUUGGUCAAAAUAUGAUACAUUCACAACAUCAACAAUUUAAUUCAUUACCAGCACAUUCAUUAAAUUUAUCUGGUGUCUUUCCUGACACAAAUAAUAUAACAAAUUUAUUUACAGCAACCAAUCCUUUAACAUCACCAUUUCAAACAACUCAUAGAGAUUUAGCAAACACAUUAUUUGGUCAAACAAAUUCUAAUGAACCAUUAAAUCCCCUUCUUCAAUCAAUGUUUCCUCAAACAUUAAUUCGAAAUCAACAAACAUUAAAUUUAGGUAAUGAAAAAUUAUUAGGAGUUUUACCUCCUAAUGUACCAUUUCAAGUAUCAAACCCAUAUACAAAUUCAAAUAGAAACACACCAACAAUGUUAAAAUAA
This is a messenger RNA of Strongyloides ratti, 3561 nucleotides long. RefSeq names its product ELM2 domain and SANT/Myb domain and Zinc finger,C2H2 domain and Immunoglobulin-like domain and Homeodomain-like and Zinc finger, C2H2-like domain and SANT domain-containing protein. Gene Ontology annotation, cellular component: transcription regulator complex; histone deacetylase complex. Lineage: Eukaryota; Metazoa; Nematoda; Chromadorea; Rhabditida; Strongyloididae. Gene Ontology annotation, biological process: regulation of transcription by RNA polymerase II; negative regulation of DNA-templated transcription. Gene Ontology annotation, molecular function: transcription corepressor activity. The record is from RefSeq and is a predicted model, not a curated record. Bases 1 to 3561 code for a protein of 1186 amino acids. The transcript has 2 exons.